AUGUCUUCUACAGAUAAGGGGGAACGGAGUCUGUCUCUGUCCGGGGACUCGUCCCAGCAAUCAGGCAAUCCCUCUCAGCCCGGCCGUGUCAACUACGUUGUCAACAACCGACCAAACGACCUCGAUAGCUCACUCCUCCCAGUUGGCAUGAAUUUGUUUGAGAAGCUUGUCGUCGUCCAAUGCAAAUGUGACGGCUAUGCCCAGCCACCCGACAGCCCGAUCCAGGACGAAGAUCACUGUCGAAGCAAACAACCUGGUGCUCUUGAGAUGUCGCAGUCUAGCCACCACCCCCAAGCUUCCAGGUCCCCAGCCUCCUCCAUCCCCAAGACAAACAGGGACAGCUGCGGUGCCUGCGGAAAUGGCCACGACAUUCGCUAUUGCCCAUAUCCCAAUACUCUCGACGGACGAACCAAGAUCUGCCCAAUCUGCGACACCUCCGACCACGCAUGGUUCCAGUGCGAAUACUACGAGCAAGACGCUGAGCAGCAGUGGGAAAUCUGCUGGAUGAAUCGGAGCUGCCUACCAACCCUCGUCCACAACACGCCCUUGCAGGAGAUAUUUGCCAGCAAAGCCAUCUCGGUGAUUGAGAAAACGGACACCGAUGCAAUGUUUGCUUCACAAGUCCUGGGCGGCGUUCCCGGACCACUGAGCCCCGGCUUUGUCAAAAACCUGAUUCAUCCCGGCUCUGACAAUUCUUAUGCCCAACUGACAAUCAUGGGUUUGCUGCCAUGGAAGCUGGAACGACAGGUGCUGGAGUCCUCGCAACGCGCCUUUGAGUCCGUUCGGGAUCCCUUGACGAACUUCAUGCGAAUGGAAACACGCGUCAAAGGUACCAAAUCGAAUAAGCACGAUGUCCCAAAAGCCCGCACGCUUGAGUUCUUCCAUAACGAGGUCGUCGCCCAGCCUCAGACCAAUCAGCAGACAUUUCCUUCUGAUCAUUGCGAGGGAUGUGAUUCCGCCGUAUUCAUGCAUGACAUGAGGGCUGGACACCACAAAUCCGAGUGUGACCGACUUUGCCGACUCUGCGUCAUGGAGGACAAAGAUUCCAACACCAAGUUGAAAGACUGCAAAGAGCACUGCUCAUUGCAUCUAUGCCCUAUUGGUGAUGGCGGUCUUGAUCACGACGUCGAGUGUCUGGAAUGGUCUACAAAACGAUGCGGCAUCUGCAUGGAACCACACUGGCUCCAGGACUGCACGAAGUUCCUAGCAAAUAUCUGCCCUGUCCAGAGCUGCCGCAAGCGCGAUUGUAAGAGCCAUUGCAACGCUUGUGGAUGCAGCAUGGAUAUUCUGAAGUUACCCUGCCCUCAGGAGUGGAAAAACGACUCGGAGAUGUGGGAGAGGCUGGUGUCUGAUCUCUUCGCAGACUGGCAUGCAUUCCUGCACGGCUUCCAAUGGAUUCGACGGGAAUGCCCUGACGCAGGCAUCAAACAAGGCAUGUGGGCUAUGCUACAGUGCUUGACACACGGGGACGUAAUGGUCAAAGUGGAUGCCCUCGCUACGCUGCGCCGAAACGCAUGGGACGAAGCUGUCGAAUACAAUCGACAAGACUACGACGAACUAUCGAUCAAAAAGGCCCUGAGAGUACUGACUGCCCCAGAGUGCAAGAAAUGCUUUGAGAUGAUGUACAUCGAAGGCACUGCUGACUACGAUUUGCGGACAUCAGGUGUGCUGACAGCAUGGGGCAAGGACAUCAAGCGCUCACUUCCUACUCUUGUCGGUGGCGCACAGACACGCUUCCCUUCCAGAAGAACAAAAUAUCGGCCAAGGCGAGAGGCUCAAAUUCUUGACCUAAAAGACAACUGA
This is a messenger RNA of Diaporthe amygdali, 1803 nucleotides long. RefSeq lists its product as uncharacterized. The coding region runs from base 1 to 1803 and encodes 600 amino acids. NCBI's taxonomy places the organism in Eukaryota, Fungi, Ascomycota, Sordariomycetes, Diaporthales, Diaporthaceae. The record is from RefSeq and is a predicted model, not a curated record. The transcript has a single exon.